This is a messenger RNA of Dichotomopilus funicola, 867 nucleotides long. Its product is annotated as alpha/beta-hydrolase. NCBI's taxonomy places the organism in Eukaryota, Fungi, Ascomycota, Sordariomycetes, Sordariales, Chaetomiaceae. The record is from RefSeq and is a predicted model, not a curated record. The transcript has 2 exons. Bases 1 to 867 code for a protein of 288 amino acids. Gene Ontology annotation, biological process: lipid metabolic process.
AUGCACUGGUUGUCACCGUUUGUCGGACUCCUCGCCUUGGCCGCUGCGGCUCCCAGCCCCCCGGCCACGUUCACGGAGCCAGUCAAAGGCAUUGACAACAAAGUCUUCAAGCGGAUCGUGCAUUUCCUCAAGAUUGCCCAAGCGACCUAUGCCGGAGACUCGUGCCACAUCAAGAAUGUUCCCCGGCUGGCCACCUUCUACAACGCGACGACGGACAUUUACGGCUGGAUCUCGCGCGACGAUGCGACGCGGGAGCUUAUCAUCAGCUUCCGGGGCACUGUCAGCGACAUCAACCAUGACCAGAACCUAAACUCUACGCUGGCUGAUAUGUCGGCCACUUUGCCCGAGUGUGUGGGAUGCAAGUCGCACGGCGGCUACUACCUGAACUGGCUGUCUAUCCAGGAUCAGGUGUAUGCGCGACUCCAAGAGCAGCAAGAGGCUUAUCCGGACUACAGUCUCAUUGUGACAGGGCACAGUCUCGGCGGCGGACUGGCCGGCAUCAGCUCAGCCCACUUCCUCGCGCGCGGCCUGCGCCUGACAACCUUCACCUACGGCGAGCCGCGCAUCAGCAACCCAGCCUUCGCAGACUGGCUCGACUUGCACUUCAAGACGGGUUCGCUCAAGACGACAGGCUACCUCCGCACGACACACGCCAACGACGGUAUUAUCCCGAUACCCGCCACCAGCUUAGGGUAUCGCCAUCAGGGACUCGAGCUGUGGGCGCUCGACCCGCCUAGUGCACAAAACACGUGGGUUUGCCCGCCUGAGGGGUUCUGCGCUGAGGCGUCAAACAAUGGGACGGGUAUCAAUACGCCGCAUAUCUUUUACUUUGGUGUUGGCAGUGGGAACUGCACGAAGACGGUAUGA